AUGGUAGAUCAGGACGAGAAUGAAUCCGGGAAUCCAGGACAUACUCAUCCUGGAGCUUCAGCUCUCCUCUGGGGAGGGGUUUUUAUAGAUAGAGAGGUGAGUCGAGGGUUCUCGUUUCGGGAGAUCUUGGAACAUGCCCGUCGUGUGAAUGCGCAUACAAAUAGGGUCACCCUCCGCCCUUUAUUCGAAUGGGGGUUUCUGCUUCCUUUCAACUUCGACGGGAUGGGAACAAGCCAAAUAGUAGUAAAGCCGAUGGUGUGCCUUGAAAUGCAUUUUCAUUCCUUUUGGGAGCCGGUCUGUGAGAUUGAAAGCCCGAAAGAGUUAAGCUAUCUGCUGCUCCUUAACUUGUUGGAGAAGACUUCGAAGGAUCCCUUAUUCCCCCCAUGGUCAGGGUUUGGAGCCGUCGUCGCAACACACCGCCCUUACUUCUUCCUCGGCGACUUAUAG
Molecule: messenger RNA, 447 nt
Organism: Dovyalis caffra
Lineage: Eukaryota; Viridiplantae; Streptophyta; Magnoliopsida; Malpighiales; Salicaceae
Source: the annotation of a GenBank genome assembly